CCAUCGUCAUCAUCUGUACGCACGGCGGCGACAGGAGCUCCUGAAUUGGCAGGGACGGGUUAUCCCACCGCUAUUCUCUCUCAAUGCGAAGAAAAAGCACUAACAGAGAGUAGAAAAAAACAUCGGCGAUUCCCCCCCAACGAAAGUCCCCCUGGAAACUCCGAUGGAUUAAUCUUGAUUUUUCUGCGAAAGUAGAGAAUGGGCUGUGUCCAAUGUAAGGAUAAAGAAGCAGCAAAACUCACUGAUGACCGGGAGACCAGCCUCUCACACAACUCGGGGUACCGCUAUGGGUCCGACCCCACACCGCAGCACUACCCCAGCUUCGGGGUCACCACCAUCCCCAACUACAACAACUUCCACACUGGUGCCUCACAGGGGGUGACCGUGUUCGGCGGAGUCCACACGUCCUCGCAGUCUGGGACGCUUCGGUCUCGGGGUGGCACAGGGGUGACACUGUUUGUGGCUCUUUAUGACUAUGAGGCCCGGACUGAGGAUGACCUCAGCUUCAGGAAGGGGGAGAGGUUCCAGAUCCUCAACAGCACUGAGGGAGACUGGUGGGAGGCUCGUUCUCUCACUACAGGUGGAACUGGUUACAUUCCCAGCAAUUAUGUUGCUCCAGUGGACUCCAUCCAAGCUGAGGACUGGUAUUUUGGUAAAUUAGGCCGAAAGGACGCAGAGAGGCAACUGCUGUCCAACGGCAACGCCAGAGGCACUUUCCUCAUCCGUGAGAGUGAAACAACCAAAGGGGCCUACUCUCUGUCCAUCCAGGACUGGGAUGACAUCAAGGGAGACCAUGUCAAACACUAUAAGAUUCGCAAGCUGGACAGUGGAGGCUACUACAUUACCACCAGGGCUCAGUUUGAGACACUCCAGCAGCUGGUACAGCACUACUCUGCUAGGGCUGCAGGGCUGUGCUGCCGACUGAUCGUGCCAUGCCACAAAGGCAUGCCUCGUCUGACUGACCUGUCCGUCAAAACCAAAGACGUGUGGGAGAUCCCGCGGGAGUCGCUGCAGCUCAUCAAACGUCUCGGCAACGGCCAGUUUGGCGAGGUCUGGAUGGGCACGUGGAACGGGACCACCAAGGUGGCGGUAAAGACUCUGAAGCCCGGCACCAUGUCGCCCGAGUCCUUCCUGGAGGAGGCUCAGAUCAUGAAAAAGCUACGACAUGACAAGCUGGUGCAGCUCUACGCUGUGGUGUCCGAAGAACCCAUCUAUAUUGUCACAGAGUACAUGAGCAAAGGGAGUUUGCUUGAAUUCCUUAAAGAUGGAGAAGGACGAGGCCUCAAACUGCCAAAUCUAGUGGACAUGGCAGCUCAGGUGGCAGGAGGCAUGGCAUAUAUUGAGAGGAUGAACUACAUCCACAGAGACCUGCGCUCAGCCAACAUCCUAGUCGGAGAAAGUCUGGUUUGUAAGAUCGCUGACUUUGGUCUGGCCAGGCUCAUCGAGGACAAUGAAUACACAGCAAGACAAGGUGCAAAGUUUCCAAUAAAGUGGACUGCUCCUGAGGCCGCACUCUACGGGAAAUUCACCAUCAAGUCAGACGUGUGGUCGUUUGGCAUCCUGCUGACAGAGCUGGUGACCAAGGGCAGAGUCCCCUAUCCAGGCAUGAACAACCGUGAGGUGUUGGAGCAGGUGGAGCGAGGCUACCGGAUGCCGUGCCCGCAGGACUGCCCCACGUCCCUGCACGAGCUCAUGGUGCAGUGCUGGAAGAAAGACCCGGAGGAGAGGCCCACCUUUGAGUAUCUGCAGGCCUUUUUGGAGGACUACUUCACUGCCACUGAGCCUCAGUACCAGCCGGGGGAUAAUCUCUGAGCACGCUGCCUUUCAUCUCAUGUCAUUUCACUGGCAUUCCACUAGAGGGAGCCAGACUCCACCUGUUCUCUCUCUCUUUCUCAUCCUGUGGCUGUGACGAUCUUAAAAGCUCAUCGACUGACUUCUUGACUUCCAAGCUUCAUACAAACAGGGACGGUGCAGCUCUGACAGGAUACUGACUAUCAAAUCAAUUCAAAGGAUGGUUUGGAGGAGGGAGGGGGGCGCUGAGAUGACUGAAGAGUUAAAAAAAUGACUGCCAGGGAUGAACGAGAUGAGUUGUGUUGUGUAACUUGUACGUAGUGUAAAUAUAAAUUGCUUGUUUACUUAUCUCUGUUCUGUUUCAUUUUAUAUUACUUUUGAUAUUUUGGAAAUGUGUGGAUUUUUUUUUUAAUCCAAGGUCUAAGUAAUUUCAGAUUUACGGCUCGUAGAGAAACGUGUGAGGCUCACAGUUGGUAACAAAUCGUGACAUAAUAAUUGUAGGAAUGGUAAUAGUUAGACAUCGUGGAGUAUCUCGGAAGGUUUUUCUGGAAGUCCACUGACCUUUUUUACGAGGUUAAUAUAACAAUACUGUUCUCCUCUUCUCAAGGAACUUAGAUGUACUAUAACACCUGUUCUUGCCUUUUCAUGUUUAGUAAUAUUCUUAUAAUGUAAGGGAAUGCCUUCAUGCUUUCUACACACUAACUUAGUGCAUCAUGGACUCUUCCACCCAAACUUGUAUGCCAUCUGCACUAAUAUUAAGUGCAUUCAUCGCAUUUCAGCUUCAGCCAAUGAUUUUUAGAUCGGCUUAAAGUAACUUUUAGUUCCUGCUUCUUGUAGUUGAAAAGGAGGCUGACUUCCUCUCCAACUGCAACCAUUGUUUGGCUGACUGCUUAUUAUACUGGCAAUAUUUUAAAAUGUAUGUUGCAUUAUUGUAUGGCAGCAGGCUGUGUAAGAAAUUCUGCAUCGUCUUUUCGCUUCAGCAGCCAAACAAACAAACAAACUGCCACUCACAUGAUGGGAAAUGAAGGAUGCAUACCUGUCUUUGUCCCUCCAUAAUGUGUUUCCGGGGAGAUAACAUGUUGUUUACGAGACCAAACAUGUUUAUUUCUUUGUAUUAUUUUGCUUAACAUUUCAGCCAGUCUUAUGUGACGUUAAGAUUACAUAAUUAUGUGAUAUUUCCAGGGAAAGCUGUAGCUCUGGAUGACAUUUUAUCAUCAUGAGUAUCCAACUUCUCUCUGUGGGGGAGAAGGUGCAUUCCAGGACUAGACACCAUUUCUAUGUGUAUUUAAGUUUCUUUCACGGGUGGAAAAGUGAGCAAAAAGUAGUUUUUGAAUCACUUUGUUUUACCCUAAUUCUGUAGAUAUACAGAAAAUGUUUUUGGUCUCUGCAUUAUUUAUUGUCUCUGUCUGUUACUUGUACACAACUGGUUUUGAAAUAAACAAUCUUGCCAUCA
Molecule: messenger RNA, 3244 nt
Organism: Dicentrarchus labrax (European seabass)
Lineage: Eukaryota; Metazoa; Chordata; Actinopteri; Moronidae
Gene: fyna
Product: FYN proto-oncogene, Src family tyrosine kinase a
Exons: 12
Coding region: 199-1812 (537 amino acids)
Biological process (GO): protein phosphorylation; cell surface receptor protein tyrosine kinase signaling pathway; innate immune response
Cellular component (GO): extrinsic component of cytoplasmic side of plasma membrane
Molecular function (GO): non-membrane spanning protein tyrosine kinase activity; ATP binding; signaling receptor binding
Source: RefSeq, a predicted model, not a curated record